ACCAGUACAGGAAGUUCACAACUCCAUAUUCUGACAGUUGAGACAAAGUCUACUUUCUUUGUUUAUUUACCUCACACAUCAAGAUCUGAAUUCAAAAAUGAAUGAAGAAACUUGUAGCUCGGAAUGAACAAGUUGAAGAUUUUCAUUAGAAUAAGAAGGUGUGUUCGUGAGGUUGGUAUGCGGCAGAAAUUAAAUGGGGGCGUGCCAGUCAUGUUGUAAAGCCAAGGACGUGGCGAGGUCAAAUCAGUCAAAUCGGUAUGCCAACGAGUCCAAUCCUUCAGUCUUCAACCCCAAUGCAGAAGUUGUAAUACCUCUCAAUCGUGUUUCUAGUCAUUCUAAUUCAAAUGAGCAAGCAUUAACAGCAAGAAAUAUCAUCAUCACAGACAAGAAAAUGUUUAAUCCGUAUAACAAACUUCCGCCAAUUAAGAAACACAGUAAUGGUGACAGCAAACGAACUUCGUUCAUCUCUAGAGAAUAUUCGGAGAGUAAGGCCAAUGCACUGUUUGAUACCUAUAAAGAUCCAAAAUGUGAUUGUAUUCUGGCCGAAGGAGUGGAAAAAUUCUGUGACGAUUUAGAAGUGCGCCCUGAUGAGUUCAUUGUUUUAGUUUUAGCAUGGAAGUUAAAUGCCGAAACAAUGUGUGUUUUUACCAGAGAACAGUUCAUUAGUGGCUGCCAAAGUAUGCGCGUUGAUUCAAUCAAGGGUAUACAAGCAAAGUUCUCAGAUUUAAUUGCAGAAAUCCAGAAUAAACAGAGUUUUAAGGAGAUGUACAAAUGGACAUACAGAUUCGGUUUAGAACAAGAGGCUGGUCAAAGAACGUUACCGGUGGAAAUGGCUAUAAGCCUUUGGAAACUUGUGUUUUCACAGCAGGAACCAGCAAUUCUACCACGGUGGUUAAACUUUCUUCAGAAGCAUCAGAAUAUACGCGGAGUGUCAAGAGACACUUGGGAUAUGUUCCUGAAUUUUGUUGAACAAGUUAGCGACGAUCUGAGUAGCUAUGAUGACACCGAAGCUUGGCCUAGCCUGCUUGAUGACUUUGUGGAGUAUGACAAUGAUUGUCAGAAUCAGAACGUGGAAACUGAUCUGCAUUUUACCCAGUGAUAUUGUUGUGUGUGUUUGAAAGACUUAAGUACAUGUACUUGUAAGUGACGUAGGACAUUUUUGAAGAAGUGUUAUUCCUAUUAAGUCAAAUUCUGUAGUUUUGAAUGUGUCAUUUAAAAUAAUAUUGUCAUUAAUUGCACAGAGGUUUUCAUACAUUUAUUUUUAAUGGUUAACUAUAAAAUCUAGCUGUAACACUUAGCUAAACCUGAUAGUGAUAGGAAUUUUCAUAAGUCUUAAAAAAGGGCCCUUAAAUAUCCUGUAAUAAUCUUGGAAUUCAAAAUUUUAGUUGCUAAAACAUUCAAUAUGCCUUAAAGCUGCACUAUCACAGAUUGGCAGUUUUGACAUUUUAUACUUUUGUAUCUCGGAAUCAGCUGAUUUUGGUAGCAAUGCCUUUAAUUUAGUCAUAAAAUAUAAUUCACAGUAAAGAUCUCAAUUGUUUGGAAAACUGUCGAAAAAUUCAUUUUCUUCGAGCAUAAGUAACACUUUUAGCAAUAAAAUAUCAAUUUUUUUAACCUAAAAUGAUAAUCUGCAAUCUGACCUUUUGUCAGCAGUCUUGUAUCACUGUUUUCUAGACAUUUAUACAGAAAUUGGCUUAUUCAAAGACAAAAACUAAAAAUGUUGUCAAAACGGUCAAUCUGUGUGAAUGCAGUUUUAAUCUUUGUUGUAUCCUCAAAUUUUUCUUGCUGUCUCUUUUAUAAUUUUUCUUUCCGACUGUCGGGAAUGUCAAGUUUAUGAAUAAUUGUUGACUGUAUAUGUUAUAUGGCUUUUUACCUGACGUUCAUGUACAUCAUUGACAUGUAUAAUUGUAUGUUGUUCCUGUGAAAUGUAUGUUCAUUCAAGUCACAAUCAAUAAUUGAUAACCAUAAGUACAUGUUCUAUGAUUACAUGUACCGGUAUCAAUUUGAUCAAACUACAUUAUGUAAUCAUACAAUUGUUCAAUUAUUCAUAACGUAAUUGUACAUGUGUACUGUACAGUAAGUAGGCCAAACAAAAAUAGUGUUGUGGAACAAGUUACCCGACCGACCCUAUCUGUUUUUAUUAGUAUUCAUUAUUCUUUUCAGUCCUUUUAGGGGCCGAAAUUCAACCCCCAUUACCCUCUUGAAAAAAUAUAUACUUUUCUACUACCCAGGUUAAAAAAUCCCCUUUUCGCCAAAAUGAUGCUACCGGUAUUUUUCCCUUAUUAAUGGGAUAGAAAAUAGACUAUUGAGCACAUUUAUUUGUACAAGGUGAUUAGUCAGUUUUCUUGUAAAUUAUGAUACUUUCUUGGCAACAUUCAUGUCAGAAUGUGAAUGUAUGUAAACAAUUGUAAUUAUUAUGUUCAUUUUUAGUAGACAAUAAAAUUAUGUUCCAAAAUAAAAUUCUUUCCCACCCUAUCUACAUGUAGCCUGUUAGCAUUUUUUGUCAGCAUGCUACAAGAACCACAAUAUUAUUUUUGUUCGGGCUUAUCAGAAAUGAUCAUAGCUGCAGCAAAGACCGAUGUUUCAUGUGUAUGCUCAAUAUUCCUGCAUUAAAUGCAUGUAUACAUUAAGUCAAUCUUAAUCUAUUAUCUUUACAACAAGUUGGAGUUUGUGGGUUAUCCCAUAGGAGACAGUAUCAGUCAGGAGAUCAUGAAACAAUUGUUUUUACAGGAAUACAUGUACUUAUACAGGGGUUUAUUGGGUAAGGGGGUGGGAAACAGUCUCGGAAACCUUCUUCAUUAUAUCAAUCCGAACUCCUCGUCCAUUUUCCAUCGAAAAAACCUCGGAUGUGUGCCGCAGUAGAAGUAGUUCAUAAAAUUAAUAAUUAUAAUAAUAUUAUUUAAAUUAAUUUUCAUAAUAUUAAUUUUUAUUAAUGAAUUGUAGCGAUUUAACAUCAGUCAUCGAAAUUACACUUUCGAUGAACAAGCCAGAAUUCUUAUACUAUUGCUUGGCAUCAUUUUUUUUAACAAGCCCUGCUAUUAUAAAAUUCAGAAUUUGAGCAAGCCUGGAAGACAUUUUACCAGUGCAGGGCUUGCGGGCUUGUGCUAAUUUCGACCACUGUAACGUGUUAUUUAUAUUACUAAGUUCACAUUGAUUCUCAGUUAAGUGUAUUAUUGCAUAAAUAAAUAAUAUUCUUUAGAGUAAAGUCCAUUAAGGUCACAGGUUUAACUGCUAAAUUGAAAUUUCUUUUUGAUCUACUUGCAGCAUACCGGUAAUUAAAUUUAAGGAAUUCUGACAUUGUAAACAUAAAAUACAAGGUUGCCUUUUCAUGGAAAAUGGCUGAGGUGCUCCCAUUAAUAAUGAUAUAUAUAUAGGCCAAACAAAUAACAUUUUUAAUUCAACAAAAAAAUCUGCCAGAAACUGUCACCUAUGGUUUAUCUCUGAUGCACAUAAAUUAGUGCUCAUUAUUGUUCAUUGCUUAAAAUUUGAACAUGAGUCUUUAUGUGUUAGCUAAUCUGAAAAAUAGUUGACUUGAUCUUCACAUUAGUUGUUAUGACUCAUCGCGAGUAAUUUACCCACUAGGAUAUAAUUACAUCACGAUAGUUUUAAAAUUGAAAUAAUGGAAAAUAGAUGUAUAACUGGUAUUCUUUGUGUUAAAAAUAGAACUAUCCUUAAGCUUAAUGGCAGGAAGCUAUUUUUUCAAUUGUUCUUUAUGUUUGUGUCCUUAAAAGAUACUAUUACGAUUGUUCCUGUCAAGGACUUUAAGUACCACUACAUGUUGUUUAUAGUUUUCUUUUUUGUUUCGACAAAAAUGUUAUGUGGGAAUUUUAUAUAAAAUAUAAACACAUUUUUUAUUGAUUUAUGUUGCAUUGUUCAUAAUAUUGAACUAACAUCUUUAUUUUGACAUAAUAUCAGUGGUUGAAAUUGGCACAAGCUCGUGACAUACCGUAUGCACAUGUAAAAUGCUUUCUGGGAUUGCUCAAACUCUGCAGUUUUUCAGACAGAACAUCUAUAAUUGAAUAAUGAAAACAACAACAAAAAACAUUCAAAUUUUUGGCAUUGGUCAAAUAUUGGCUGAAACAACACAGGAAAAAACCUGUGCUGAAUUAAAAAAAAAUAGAUGUGAAAAACUGUAACUAUGGAUUCUUGGCCCCUACAUCUUUGAAUGGCCCCCUUAACUACUACAAUUGUGAAAUGUGGUAAAGGAUCAUUUUUAUGUUUUUUGAAUAAACAAAAAUGCAUGAAAAUGCUGCACCACUGAAAGAUCUGCUUUCUGCUUGUGAUUACUUGGUGAAAGAAAUUCCAAUCUUAACAGUCUAAAUUCAACAGGUAUCCUCUAUGUAGCACUGUGCAUGAAAACAAUCUACCUGUUUAUCAUGAUGCAAAUUAUGUUGCCUGAUACGCUUUAUGAAAUAAAUAUUUGGUGUACAUAACAUGUAUACUGCACAUGUUUAACUGAUUUUCUAUCAGUUUAACAUGUGAUGUGCGUAUACAUUUAAGUACCUUGGGCAAUUAAAAUGUAUAUUCGUUCUUUUUUCAAUUACGAUUGUCAAGCAUUAAUUGCCAGAUCUAGUCAAUCCUGUCAUACUUACAACAUGUUCAUGUCAAUUGUAAUUAUAAAGAACAUUCAUAAAGGUCACAGUUAAAUGUCCCCUCGAAGUAGAUAAAAGGUAUAUGGCAAUUUGUAAUGCUUUAAGUCUUGUCAAUUUUUAAGAAAAACUUUGAUAGGGUUUUAGCCAAGUUUUAAAAGGACAGGGUGCAACAGAAAAAGGGGCAGGGUGCUAAGUGAGAAAUGGGCACAUUGUAUGGGGCUGUGAAGAACUUGAACAUAACAAUUUUAAAUAAACUGUUAGGAAUUGUUUUAAAGUAAAUUAGGUUUCAACUGCCAAAGUGGGGUUUGUAUGCAUCAUUAUAAUCAAAACAAAAGAAACAUUUGACAGACUCUUAAGCGUAAAUUCUACGAAGGCAGAAGAGAGCCCAUACUGGUCACAAUUAGAAGAGAAGGGUGCUAUCAAAAAUAACAGGGUGCAACACCCUCCCAUAACUCAUAUUUUAGCACACUUGUUAGGCAUUUCCGGUGAAUUCAGCCAAGUUGGAUAACUCUUCUGGCACCCCCCAUGCUACAUGAGUCAAGAGUUUUGACGCAAUUCUUUUUAUUUUUUUAUUAUACACUAUAUAUAUAUAUAUAAUAUAUAGAUAUUUUAAUGGGUGAUUUUUAUAAACAUUAAAUGUACAAAAAUAUGGCUUCAACCAAAUACAAAACAACCCUUUGAGUAUGUUAAAUUGAAGGAACUUCUUGAUGUUUGCAGUAAAUGCUUGAUUAGGCUUCAAAUACAUCAAGUUGGAUACAUGACUGUGAGGGCACCGGGGCUUCCACUUAAGGGAGUUUGGAAGUACAUGUAUACUCCCUAAAGAUGCAUUUAUCAAAAUUAGUCUUUUGGAUGAACAAGCCUGAAGUCAUUUACUAUUGUUUGGCAUUACAUUACAAGCCCUGGUGUAUAAAACCCAGAAUUUGAGCAAGCCCAGAAAGCAGGCUUGUGCUACUUUCAACCACUGAGGAUAGGCUAAAACUUCCAUCAGCUUUGAAGUGAAAAGAUUCCAACACAAUACAAGUAAUAUAAUAGUUGAAAAACAGUGGAACAAAUUGUAGUUUUUAAAGAGACUUCCACCUUUCAAAGAAAAACUUCCAAUAAUGAUAGCAAAGAAGUUCUUAAUGGAAGCCCUUGUGUCCUAGCAGUACAUUGCAUCAAUAUUUUCCUUCACGACCAUGUGAAUGCUUAUAUAAAUAAGUGAUAUUUGUUUGAUUUGUAUCAUAACUUAUUUCCCAGUUUAUUGAUUACUCUACUCUGCUGAAGAUUCUGACAUUAGCAAUGGCUACCUGACUUUUAAGAGUUUCAAGUUUCCAAGGGUCACACAAUACAAAUAUAGAAUGAAACACGAUUGGGAUUUUAAUUAGAUAUGCUGUAUUUUUGUCAUAACAUAUGGCUGUCAAUUAAUACCCGUAUUUGUCUAGAAAAGGUUUCUACAGCUUGUUAAGGAUACAAAUGUCCUUCUUAAAUUGUAAUAAUGAGCAACAUUUGUAUACAAUUUUUGUUUAUUAAAAAGGUUUUAGUGGGUAUGAUAUUACAAGUCUUUAAUUUGUCUGAAAUUUAACUUUAAUUUGUCUGAAUUUUAACAGUUUUUUUUAUACGCCUGUUAGUAGGAUGGGACGCAUAAUAGUGUACGUGUACUUCUGCCGGAAAAAUGUAAAUGCUUUUUGAUUGGAAAUCUUAUAUUAUCUUCUUUAAUUAUGUGUAAAAUUUUCUCAACUCCUAAAUACCGCUACACAAUUGAUGCAACGGAUAUAUGAAUUAUGCUUGCUUAAUAUUGAACUUCAAAACUAAAUGAUUUUUUUUUUCAAACAUUUUUAGUUUUCACCUUUUAAACAAUUUUAGCACUGAGGAAGGCCCUUAAUAUACACAUGUUAAUUCCAUUCAAACAGCACAUGGGAAACUCAAAGACCACAAAGUACAGCUGUUCUGUUUCAGGAAAGUCUGAAGAAAAUUGAUUUUGUGGGUGGUUUUAGGAAUCUUUAUUAAUUAUGUAUAUUUUCUAUAAUCCGAUUGAUACUUCAUGUUAGAACUUUUCCUGUACAUUUUGUAGGAUCUUAAGGGAAAAUAGGAAAUACUGGCCCUAACUAAUAUCAACAAUUCUAAAGUGUAACGCACUUAAGUAUCUUACUUCAUUUAGCAAAUUUAAACUUACUUGAAUAUGAUUUUAUAAAACAAAAAGAAGUUUAUCUUAAUCAUCUCAAAUAUGUUUUACUUGAAAAACCUCAAGUAUUUUUAAAAACAGAAUACCACACAAUUUAUACCCAAUAAAAUUUCUAAGCUAAGCUUGAUCCUGUUAUAAGGAACUUCUUUCAAGAAAUCAGGUCCAGGUCAUUGAUUACAAUGCACUUGUAAAUAAAAUAUCUUUUGGUCUUUUUCUUUUAUAUAUUUAUUAAGAAUUUGAGGCUUAAAUUAUUUUGAGUUUUAAAAAAACAACAACAGAAAAUUAGCAAAAUUAUAUUUUUAAUGAUGGUUUUGGUUAAAUUUUUUACACACACACACGAAUAAAUAAUAAUUUAGAAUGCUUUUCAAAAUGAAAAACAUAUAAUAGCCAGAUAUUUAAUUGAUAAUACACAUGUUAAUUGUAGUGAUAUUAUAAAUGUUAGUAUAAUUUGGAACAAAAGAAAACACAGCACUAUUACUAGAAUGAAAAAAAACCACUCUCUUCCACAGUGUUAGACCAUCAAUGAUCAAUUUCCUACCAUAGCUUUUAAGUUAAUGUUGUUAAUAUUUCAUUCUGUUCAAUACACUGACAUCUAUCAAUGCCAUCUUAAUCAAUUUGGUUAUUAUCAGCGUCAUUUAUAAAUAAUUAAUUCUCCAGUUUACUAUUUCUUGCUAUGAAAGUUUUACUGUUGACGCAGAUAACAACUUCAUGAUUUCUUUCUUGAUAUGAUUUCAUAAUUGAUAUUUCAAGUACUCUCUUGACAGCAGGCAAUAGUGAGUUCUGGCCACAAUUUCUGGAACAAAUUUUUAUAAUAAAAGAAAUUGGGCCUGAUUGUGAAUGUGAAAAAUUGUCUUUGAGCCACAUUUAUAAGGCAACUCUAUUUUUUCCUCCCAACCCUCAACUCUUUGUUAAGUGUGGAUUUUUUUGUAAUUUCCUUAAAAAUGCCCAUUUAUGUGUGGACAUGUAAAAAUUUGACCAUAUCAUUUUUUAAAACUUAUAGUUAAAAGUUAUAGAUUGGUGGGGUUCAGAAAUCGGGUUUCUCAAAAAAAUGCCCGCCGACUGACCAUAUAUUUUUAUGGAGAUGUGGAAACAAAGACUUUAUUUUAAGCCUUACUAUAAUUUUGACUUCUGAAGAUUCACAAUGCUCACUAUUCAAUACAAUCCUGAAUAAUUUAUAGAGGGCAUUGUCUAUAACACUAUUUACAUUAUUGACACAUGUAGAGUUUCAUGGUUCUGGUAUAAAUGCCUUACUUGUGUCUGAACUGUACAGCAAAAAAGGUCAUUUUUAAGUUUUACCAAUAAAAAUUGCUGAAGAAACCUUACGUUACAAUAAAAUCUUGAUUGACUGUCAAGGCAUCGGUUGUUGUUUACCGGUAAUCGAAAUGACGCUAAGUAGGGUCGAGACCCUCACAAUAGCUACAUGUACCUUCUUUGUUUAAUGGACAAAUAUAUGAAAUUCAAGUCCACAUGCACUUGUUUGUCCAGAGAUAUCAUGUGACACACUAUAGUCGAACUCUAAUGGUUUAACUGUAACUGUUACGAUGGUUCAGAAUCAUGUCAAUUGUUAAAUGGAGAUGUUUUAAUGGGUAUUGGGAGUUCGCUAGAAAUACCGGUAAUUAAUUGUUUGCUUGAAGUUUUAGGGUGGUAUGGAAAUUGAAUAUUUGUACAUGUAUCUAUUGUAGUUAGUUUUCUGUACUUUAUUUUUAUGAUUUAUCAUUUUUGUACACUUGUGACAAUCUAUGUACAUGUAGGCCAAUGCAAUUUUAAAUUGAAAGGCUUUUUAUGUUUAUAAUUUUUUCGCUGUUAUAUGUAGGGUGAAAUUUGCUAUUGUUGGAACGUUUUCAGAAAUAUAUUGUUAGGAAUUUUAAAAAAGAAUCUCAAAUAUUUCUCAUAAUAAUUAUCUGGAUUUUUUUUUCUCCAUAUAUCGUAUUUUAAAUGAUUUUAUUACCGUUUGAAAGAUAUGUUGCUUAGCAACAUUGUGCAAUAAUAAAGCCCUUUGUGAUUUUUGAUGUUUGGAGACAAAUGCUUUUAGAUCGUGAUGUACUUUUUAUUUAGAUUUUAGUCUUAAGAAAAGACUUCGUCUAAGCCUGUCCAUUUUUCGAAGAAAAAAUGUCACGUUAUUGUUAAGAAAAAUCAGUCAAGGUAUUUAAAAGUAGCAAUGAAAUGAUUGACAUGUUGCCAGAGACAAUAUGCACAUUUAUAAAAAGGCCCAUAACUCUUGCUUUAAUAAUGACUGGGGUUUGCUAGUCUGGGCUCUUGUAAUAAUUCCUUUCCAGGUGUUAAUUUCAUUCAUUUGAAGAAUGAUGCUUAUAUUCAGAACUGAAAAUAAUAUAGAAUCUCUUUUUAUGUACCAUAUAAAUGACCAUGUUGUUCUUCUAUUGGAAUAGUCCCAAUGUCAUUAUUUUGUUUUUUUAAACUUAUUUUUUAUAAAGUAUAUGUAUUUUUUUUUUAAUAAUUUUAUUGAAAUAAAAUGUAAUUCAUUCACCAUCCAUACUGAAGUUCUGUCAUAAGUUUUAGGGUAUUUCAUAUUGUUCGGGCAUUUUCUUUAAUGUACAUGGUAUGAUAUCAGGAAGAUGGCUCUGUCAGUCAAAUGAUCGUAAGUCAAACCGCUAUUUCUGUGUUGUAUUCAUAACUUUGUCAAAAUUACAGUAAAAGUAUUUUUUUUCAUUGAUACAUUUUUAAUCUGCUAUUUUUCUAACAUUGAUUUGAGACAACUGUUUCAGAUUAUGUUAUUUAAAUUUAGGCCACCCCUUUUAUAUUUUUUUGAAUUACAAAACCGGCGACCGUAAUUUUUUGUAAAAUGGAAAAAAAAAAAAAAUCUCUUGUUCACUGUUUUAUUUUUUAAUUUUAGAACAUAAUAAAAAAAUUCAUGUAUAAAAGUUAACAGUGAUGUCGUUUAUCACGAUGUUAACUUUAAAGGGACUGUACACCAGAUUGGCACCAAAAAAAGAUUUUUUCUGUAACAAAUCUCAGGACAAUUAUUUAAUAGAAUGUGUUAUGCUUUGAUAUCAUAAUUGUAAAAAAGUACCAAAAUGUAAAAAAAAAUUGUCUAGGAGACACUGGGUUCGAACCCGUGUCACCAAAAUUGCAGUCCAGUGCAUAUCCACUGAGCUACAACGGCUUACUCUAAUUGGGUGACAUAAUUAAGCUAUACACCUAACUCGGUAAUAUCACGUGAUAACACCGACUAGCCAAUCACGCAUAAGGAAUGAAUUCUACUAGGUAGACAUAACCAGUAAUAUUAAUGGAAAAAUACGAAAUAACUGCUAAACUUAAAUAAAUUGUAAACUAUGUGGUACUUCAGUUAGUAAGUUUCAAUGCAUUGUACACAUUAAUACCAAGUUUAUGUCAGUUUUCGACAAUUUUCUUUUUUUCUGGCAAAUUGAUCAUCUGGUGUACAGUUGCUUUUCUGAACAAUCGGCCAUAUAUCUAUCUGUCGUGCACACAUUGAUAAGUUGAACUCAUUAUGUAUUUUAAUUAUUAAUCAUACAAAUUAUAUUCAUCAUCUUUGACUGAUAAUUCCACUGAUAAUUGUAUAUCAUGUUAAAAUGAAAGUCGUUUGAUGUUAAUAGUUAAAACUGCAAUUAUGAAUCAUAUGUAUAUACCAGUACAAAUAAUAAAUUUCUUUCUGUGAAAAUGUGUUUAUAUGAAUGUUACAACUGUUUUGUAUCUCUGACAAAAUCGUUUGUUCAUUUUGUCAAUAAACAUAAGUUUAAACAGCUGUGA
This is a messenger RNA of Mya arenaria, 10476 nucleotides long. Its product is annotated as DCN1-like protein 3. The coding region runs from base 194 to 1099 and encodes 301 amino acids. Gene Ontology annotation, molecular function: cullin family protein binding; ubiquitin-like protein binding; ubiquitin conjugating enzyme binding. Lineage: Eukaryota; Metazoa; Mollusca; Bivalvia; Myida; Myidae. The transcript is spliced from 2 exons. Gene Ontology annotation, cellular component: ubiquitin ligase complex. Gene Ontology annotation, biological process: positive regulation of ubiquitin-protein transferase activity; protein neddylation. The record is from RefSeq and is a predicted model, not a curated record.